Corvus hawaiiensis (hawaiian crow) is the source of this 1962-nucleotide messenger RNA. It is a transcript of the gene SIRT7, whose product is annotated as sirtuin 7. Gene Ontology annotation, molecular function: DNA-binding transcription factor activity, RNA polymerase II-specific; NAD+ binding; RNA polymerase II cis-regulatory region sequence-specific DNA binding. NCBI's taxonomy places the organism in Eukaryota, Metazoa, Chordata, Aves, Passeriformes, Corvidae. Gene Ontology annotation, cellular component: nucleus. The record is from RefSeq and is a predicted model, not a curated record. Gene Ontology annotation, biological process: regulation of transcription by RNA polymerase II; regulation of epidermal cell differentiation.
CUUGUGAGUCCCGGUCCCUCCCAGCGCGGCCUCCCCGCCCCGCCCGGCCCGGCCCGGCCCGGCCCGGUGGCUCCGGCAGGAGAACCUAACUGACAAGGCUGUCGUGUUAUGACGACCCCCAACAAAGGAAACAAGGCCUUGAAGGUGAAGAGGGAGCCAGGUGAGAAUGGGACCAGCUUGACAGAUGAGGAGCUGGUGACCAUGUCUGUGCGAGAGCUGAACCAGCAUUUACGGGGCCUGUCAAAAGAGGAGAUCAUCCAGCUGAAGCAGCGUCGGCGCACGCUGAAGAACCGGGGUUACGCAGCCAGCUGCAGAGUGAAGCGCGUUACCCAGAAGGAGGAACUGGAGAAGCAGAAGGCAGAGCUGCAGCAAGAAGUGGAGAAGCUGGCCUCAGAGAACGCCAGCAUGAAAAUGGAACUCGAUGCUCUCCGCUCCAAAUACGAGGCUCUCCAGAACUUCGCCAGAACCGUGGCCCGGAGCCCCGUGACCCCUGCACGGGGGCCUCUCACUUCCAGUAUGGGGCCCCUCGUCCCUGGCAAGUGUCCGCCGCCUUUGUACGCGAAUAAACCGCUUCAACAGCCGCCGCCUGCGCGUCCUUGGGGGGCCGCCCGGCACCAGGGGGCGCUGCCGCGCGCGGGGGCGGUGCCGGAAGCGGCGCGCGCUCUGACCGGAAGGCGGAAGCGGCGGAGCUGAGCCCGGUGGCGGCGGAGGCGCGGCGGGUCCGGGGCGAUGGCGGCGGGCGGCAGCCUGAGCCGCUCCGAGCGGAAAGCGGCGGCGCGCGCCGAGAUCCUGCAGCAGGAGGAGCAGCGGGACCGCCGGAGACAGGUAUCCCGCAUCUGGAGGAAGCCGCCGGCGGAGCGGAGCCCCGAGGAGUGCCAGGUGCUGAGUGAGAGCGAGGACAUCGUCAGGGAGCUGGAGCGGCGCCGCAAGCGGCGCGAGCGGCUGCGGCGGCGGCAAGAAGAGGUGUGUGAUGAACCAGAGGAGCUGAAGAGAAAGGUGGCUGAGCUGGCAGCAGCCGUGCGGAGCGCCAGGCACCUCGUCAUCUACACAGGCGCUGGGAUCAGCACGGCAGCUUCAAUCCCAGACUACAGAGGCCCCAACGGCAUUUGGACACUGCUGCAGAAGGGCAGGAGCAUCAGGGCUGCAGACCUGAGUGAGGCAGAGCCCACGCUCACUCAUAUGGGCAUUGCCUGCCUGCACAAGCACAACCUGGUGCAGCAUGUGGUGUCUCAGAACUGUGAUGGGCUGCACCUGCGGAGCGGGUUACCCCGAGCUGCAAUAUCUGAGCUUCAUGGGAACAUGUACAUAGAGGUCUGCACUUCCUGUACACCCAACAGAGAGUACGUGCGAGUGUUUGAUGUGACGGAGCGCACAGCCCUGCACAGGCAUCACACGGGCAGGAUGUGCCACAAGUGUGGGGCACAGUUGAGAGAUACAAUCGUCCACUUUGGGGAGAAGGGGACAUUGAGACAGCCCCUGAACUGGGAAGCAGCAACAGAAGCUGCAAGCAAAGCAGAUGUGAUUCUUUGUCUGGGUUCCAGCUUAAAGGUUUUGAAAAAGUAUCCACGGCUCUGGUGCAUGAGCAAGCCCCCCCCACGCCGACCCAAGCUGUAUAUUGUGAACCUGCAGUGGACUCCGAAGGACGACCUGGCCGCCCUGAAGCUGCAUGGCCGCUGCGACGACGUGAUGCGGCUGCUGAUGGCGGAGCUGGGGCUGGAAAUUCCGCGCUACGACCGGGCGCGGGACCCCAUCUUCGCGUUGGCCGAGCCGCUGCGCCCCGAGGAGGAGGGCACGCACUCGCGGAAACCGGUGGCGCCGCCCCGGGAGGAGCCCCGGGAGCAGGAGGAGCCCCGGGAGCGGGCGGAGGCGGCGGUCGGGCGCCCCGGGGGGUGGCUCGGCCGCGGCUGCGCCAAGGGCGCCCGGCGCAGGAAGAGCCGCUGAGCGCGGGGCGGGGCGGGGCGG